Molecule: messenger RNA, 800 nt
Organism: Dioscorea cayenensis subsp. rotundata (Guinea yam)
Lineage: Eukaryota; Viridiplantae; Streptophyta; Magnoliopsida; Dioscoreales; Dioscoreaceae
Product: citrate-binding protein-like
Source: RefSeq, a predicted model, not a curated record
AAUUAAGUAGUUUAAUUAAUUAACAAUCAGGAAAUCACUCUAUAUAGAGACUAGAGAGUCAUGCAUAUGAUCGAAUUCCUAUCAAACAUAUCAACACUAAUCAUAAAACUAGAAAAUGGCUUCCUAUUUCUUCUACUUACUAGUUUCUGUUUUCCUUCCCCUCAAUGUCCAUGUCCACAGAGCUAUUUCAGAAUCAACAAAGAUUAAUGAUGAUCCAACACAAGGUUUUCUUAACAUUCCUCUCAAUAGUUCCAACUUUAUUAUCCGAAGUCCUUAUGAUUUAUCAGUCUCUGAUCGAUAUAGUUUCGUCGAUGGCAUUCACAAGAUGUGGGUCUUAUCUUCUGAUAAACCUCAUUCUCCAUUGAGCCUCACUUCUCCUCGAACCGAAAUUCGAAUACAUGGAUAUGAUUACAAUUGGGGAGUAUGGCAAUUUGAAGGCCAUGCAUAUGUUCCAGGAGGAACUUCAGGUGUAUCUAUCAUGCAAGUAUUUGGUGCCACUUCUAGACCCACCACUCUGAUGCUUCAUGUCUACAAUGGUGCACUUAUGUACUACAAUUCUACGCUCAUCGACGACAAAAUAUACAUAAAUGCAUGGUUUCAAGUGAAUGUUAUCCAUGAUGUGAUUGCAAGUGUUGUUAGUGUUUACAUAGAUAGAAAACUUAAGCUAAAUGUACUCGAUCAUGGAGGUGUGUUUCAUUACUUCAAAUGUGGAGUAUAUGCCCAAAAUUACAGUUCAACUUCAUGCAUGGAGUCAAAAUGGAAGGGGAUAAAACUCUUGAAGAAAGGAACCUGAUUGUACA